Brienomyrus brachyistius is the source of this 1703-nucleotide messenger RNA. RefSeq names its product cilia- and flagella-associated protein 251-like. The transcript has 5 exons. The record is from RefSeq and is a predicted model, not a curated record. NCBI's taxonomy places the organism in Eukaryota, Metazoa, Chordata, Actinopteri, Osteoglossiformes, Mormyridae. The coding region runs from base 205 to 945 and encodes 246 amino acids.
CUUCAUACUCUGGAACUUGGUGACUUAGCCGAUUAGAACAACGCUCUAGCUCUCUGCCUCGCUUCUUAUUGGUGGAAUCAAACAUGGGCCCUGUUUAUAUUCAAUUGUGCCGUGGGGUUAGGGUUCCACUGAAUUCUGAGCUUGAAAAGGAAUUCUUUGGUUGAAGCUUUUUUGUCUCUAUACAUUAAGGCCGACUGCUACAAAAUGAAGGUUGCUUUACUCUGCAUCAGUCUCUUGGCAGCCACUUAUGCCUUACCAGCGCAACGACAACGAAUAGCCAGAUCAGAUAGUUUGGAAAGCAGACAGGAAAACAGUGACUCAUCUGAGAGGAAGAAGAAUAUUAAAGAAGAUAAUGAUUCCUGCAAAUUGAAGAAUGGCAAUGAAGAUGAAUCUGAAAGAGUCAAUGAUGAACAGGAAGAAAGUGAAGGGAAAGGGGGUGAGGAAAUAAAAGAUGAAUACAGUAAAACUGGGGAAGAAGAGGGAGGUGAGCAAGAGGGAGACAGGAAAGAGGAAGAAGGAGGUGAAGGUGAACAUGGUGAAAUGGAAGAAGAGGGAAAUGAAGAAGAAGAGGAAGAGGAAAAUAAAAAGGAGGAAGAUGUAGGGGCAGAAAGAUAUGGUAAAAAAGAGGAAGAGGAUGAAGAAGGAAAUAAAGAAGACGAUAAUGAAGAAAAAGAAAACACAGGCAGAGGAGACAAGGAUAAUGAUGGUGAUGGGAAAAAAGAUGGUGAAGGCCAAAAUGAAGAAGAUGAAGAUGAGGACAACGAAGAAGAGGAUGAAGAGGAAGAUGAUGAGGAAGAUGAUGAGGAAGACAAUGAGGAGGAGGAUGAUGAAGAAGAUGGACAGAAAGAUGAAGAUGGAGGAAAAGUGGAAGACAAUCAAAAAGAAGAGGAAGAGAACAGAGAGGAGAAUGGAGGAAAGAACAAAGAAGAGGAUAAAGGCAAGUGAAGCUGAAGGAGAUGAAGGAAAAGAAGGUAAAUAAUUUUGCAAACUCAAACUGAUUCACACAUAAUAUUCCAGGAUGGGUGACGUACUCAUUCUCUCCAUAUAGUAUAAUACCAGUAACUACCAACAAUACCACCAUAUAGCACAAUACCAGCAACUAUCAACAAUACCACCAAACAGUAUAAUACCAGUGACUAACAGCACUGUUCUCACAUUAAAGUACAACAAGCCCCCUUCCUAGCUCCUGCCUCAUCAUACCCAUAUGAAUUUUAUGCUGUAAAUCUGUUUUCAGUUAUUUAUAAAAUUGAUUUUACAUGUUUGUAUGUAAUGUGAUUCCCCGGCAGCAGCAAAAAAGAAUGGUGACCAUGAAAUGAAAGAACACACUUCGGACAACAAUGGCUGCUGUAUGAACAACAAUAGCAACCCUGGGGAAAGCGAUUUUCUACUGGUCAGGUGUAGGACAGCACAACUCUGGAAUCAAUACUAUCUAUCUAUCUAUCUAUCUAUCUAUCUAUCUAUCUAUCUAUCUAUCUAUCUAUCUAUCUAUCUAUCUAUCUAUCUAUCUAUCUAUCUAUCUAUCUAUUUAUUUAUCUCUAUGUAAACUUAGACUCAAGUAACAGAGUGCAUGGGCAUCAGUUUAAUCCCUAUCUGCUAUAAUUUGCCGUUAAUUAUUCUCCUUAGAUAACAAAGCCAUAUUUUAUAUUUCAUUUAAAAUAUGACAUUUUAUUAUACAAGUAUACAAUAAAGUAUUUCUACAUUGC